AUGCCCCCCUCCCUACACCCACUGAUCGACAACGGCCUCACCAAAGGCUCCCCCUCCGAGUCCUUCCCCGGCGGCACACUGCACUGCCUCUGCCCCAGUUCCAGUUCCAACUCCCCAGUCGAAAUAACCCUCUCCAGCAACGUCUCCCACAACCACUUCUGCGGGUGCUCCAAAUGCUGGAAACCGUCCGGGUCCCUCUUCUCCCUCGUCGGCGUGAUCCCCAAAACCCACCUCUCUGUCACAGCCAACGGCCACAAACUGGCAGUAAUCGACAACAGCGCCGCCAUUUUGCGCUACGCGUGCAAAGACUGCGGGACACACAUGUACGGACGCAUCGAGAAGGAACAUCCCUUCUACGGGCUCGACUUUGUGCAUGUUGAAUUGUCGGACCAGAAGGGAUGGCAGGAACCGCAGUUUGCUGCGUUUGUGUCGUCUAUUAUCGAGCAGGGGUUUGAUCCCAGGGGUAUGGAUGAGGUGCGGGCUAGGUUUAAGAGUCUUGGGUUGGAGACGUAUGAUGCGCUUUCGCCGCCUCUUAUGGAUGCGAUUGCUACCUGGACGGCGAAGAGGGCUGGGAAGUUGUCGCUAUGAGGAUCUUGAGCGGAGUGGAAUCAGGGUCGGGAGAGGUGAUGCUGGAUCUGGGCAAGCAUGG
Molecule: messenger RNA, 649 nt
Organism: Canariomyces notabilis
Lineage: Eukaryota; Fungi; Ascomycota; Sordariomycetes; Sordariales; Chaetomiaceae
Product: glutathione-dependent formaldehyde-activating enzyme
Exons: 1
Coding region: 1-588 (195 amino acids)
Biological process (GO): formaldehyde catabolic process
Molecular function (GO): S-(hydroxymethyl)glutathione synthase activity; zinc ion binding
Source: RefSeq, a predicted model, not a curated record